AGGCGGGGCACUGAUGAGGGUCUCUCUUCUUUGAGCGCUUUUCUUUCGAUUUUGAUUUCAAGGUGUAGGUGUUGAAAUGGCGUCAGGUUCAGUGAGUGAUCUGAGGAUUGUGCUGCUAGGAAAUAAUGGAUCAGAAAACAGCCGAGUGGGAAACAUUACAGUGGGUACAGAAGUGUUUAACAGAGAAGCUCCAUAUUAUUUACAGCAGCACAGUAUGAAAAUCAGAGGAGCGGUGGAGGGGAGACACAUCACAGUCAUCAACACUCACCUGCUCCAGCCGAAUCUCUCACAUCAACAGAUCACACAGGGAGUGAGAGAGUGUGUGUCUCUGUCUGCUCCAGGACCUCAUGUGUUUGUACUCGUACUGCAGUAUAAGGACUUCAGUGAGAACGACAAACACAGAGUGAAAUAUGUGCUGAACCUCUUCAGUUAUCAGGCCUUGAAACACACUAUAGUGCUGACUACUGAUGAAGAGCCACGCACAUCCAAACUGGCUUCUGUGAUAUGGAAUAAUGUUAUUCAUGAUUUGUACACUUUUUCAGUGAGUGAUCUGAGGAUUGUGCUGCUAGGAAAUAAUGGAUCAGAAAACAGCCGAGUGGGAAACAUUACAGUGGGUACAGAAGUGUUUAACAGAGAAGCUCCAUAUUAUUUACAGCAGCACAGUAUGAAAAUCAGAGGAGCGGUGGAGGGGAGACACAUCACAGUCAUCAACACUCACCUGCUCCAGCCGAAUCUCUCACAUCAACAGAUCACACAGGGAGUGAGAGAGUGUGUGUCUCUGUCUGCUCCAGGACCUCAUGUGUUUGUACUCGUACUGCAGUAUAAGGACUUCAGUGAGAACGACAAACACAGAGUGAAAUAUGUGCUGAACCUCUUCAGUUAUCAGGCCUUGAAACACACUAUAGUGCUGACUACUGAUGAAGAGCCACGCACAUCCAAACUGGCUUCUGUGAUAUGGAAUAAUGUUAUUCAUGAUUUAAUAAAGGAGUGUGGAGGAGGACAUCUACAGUUUGAUGCAACAAACCCAGGAUCGCGAUCUGAGUUUUUCAGAAGAAUAGAGAAGAUACUCAAGAAAGAACACAAAGAAUUUCUCAUCUGUGACACACAUGAGGAUGAUGGAUCAUCAGUGGAUGGAACUUCAGUCAGAGGAGACGACAAAGAGAAGGAUUCUGAUCUCAACGAGAGCACAAAAACAGCAAGUGAUGGAGGAGUGACGACUACAGGAAAAGCAAAGCUGAACAUUGUGCUGUGUGGAAAUAAUCCAACACUCAAGAACUCUGUGUCUAAAAUGUUUAGAGGGAUAACAAGUAAAUCUCAGAAAGAGAUGAGUAGAGUGUGUCAGAAGAGAGAGGGAACGAUUCAUGGACGGCAGAUCAGUGUAAUAGAGCUUCCAGCUCUCACUCGGCUCUCAGAGGAGGAAGUGAUGCGGGAGACUUUCCACUGUCUGUCUCUCUGUGAUCCUGGAGUUCAUCUUUUCAUCCUUGUUAGUACUUUCUGUCCACUUUCUAAUGACGAAAGAGCAGAAAUGGAGAAGAUUAAAGGAAUAUUUAACUGUAAUGAGCACUUCAUGUUGCUUUUCAUUACUGAACUUGACCAAAGUAUGAUAGAUUUUGUGAGUCUCUAUGGCAGCUUGUACUGUGUGAUGGGUUUAAAGGACCAGAGAAGCUCAGAAAAGAUCUCAGAUCUGUUUGAUCGUAUAGACAGCAUGAAGAUUGAACCCUAUUCUCUUCAGAUGCACAUAAAAGCUCCAGAGAAGAAAGUCAGACAUGAACUAGAGGAGAAACUAAGAGUGAGAGAUAAUGAAGUCAAAGAGCUACAGCAGAAGAUCAAGACACUGGAGGGUGUGAAGCUGAAUCUGCUUGUGUGUGGGAGUAACAGAGAAUUAAAAUCCUUCACAUCAAAGCUGAUCCUGAAGCAGAGCGAGAGAAGAUCAGAGCUGAGCUCAGAGUGUGUGAGGAGAGACGUGGAGCUUGAUGGACGUCUGAUCAGUCUGGUGGAGCUUCCAGCUCUGUUCAACACUCAGCUCUCAGAGGAGGACGUGCUGCGUCAGACUCACCGCUGUGUGUCUCUCUGUCAUCCUGGAGUUCAUGUGUUCAUCCUCAUCAUUCCUGAUGCUCCACUGACUGAUGAAGACGAAGCAGAAAUAGAGGAGAUCCAGAGGAUCUUCAGCUCAAGAAUCAACAAACACAUCAUGAUCCUCAUAAAGCAAAAUCCAGAGCAUCAGACAGCAGAACUAAAUGAAGAAACAAAGUCUGUCAUUGAGAGAUUUGGAGGACGACAUCAUAUCAUUGACCUGAACACACAAGUGUCUGUGUUGAUGGAGAAACUGGAGCAGAUGGUUGAGGAAAAUAGUGGUGAUUGUUUCUCCACAGAGACAUUGAUGGAGACACAGAUGGAAAAACUGCAGAAAUUUGAAGAAAUGAAAAGGAGAAUCUAUCCUUUAGAGACGUGGUUUCAAUCACAAGAUUCAAGAGACAGAGAAUAUGAACUGAGGAUUGUGCUGCUGGGAAAAACUGGAGUUGGGAAGAGUUCAACUGGAAACAACAUCUUAGGAAGAGUCAUGUUUGAAGCUGAAGCAGCUCAUGAGUCUAUUACUAAAGAGUGUUUUAGAGAGAACGCUGAAAUCAAUGGCAGACACAUUACUGUGAUCGACACUCCAGGACUGUUUGAUACUGAACUCAGUAAUGAUGAAAUCCAGAAAGAAAUCAGCAACUGCAUCCCCAUGAUCCUGCCUGGACCACAUGUGUUCAUCAUUGUGCUCAAUUUAGGACAACGAUUCACUCAAGAAGAGGAAAAAUCAGUGGAUAUCAUCCAAGAGACAUUUGGUGAAAACUCUUUAAAGUACACGAUGGUGCUCUUCACCAGAGGGGAUGAUCUGAAUGACAAAACUAUUGAACAGUAUCUGGGAAAAUCUGGAUCUGCUUUAAAGCAACUGAUUGAUGUGUGUGAAAACAGAUACCAUGUGUUCAAUAAUAAAGAGACUGGAGACCGAACACAGGUGACUGAUCUGCUGCAGAAGAUAGACAACAUGGUGAAAGCAAACGGAGGGAGUUACUACUCAUGUAAGAUGUUCAGAGAGAUGGAAAGAGAAUUACAAGAACAACAGAAGAACAUACUGAUGGAGAAAGUGGAGCAAGUGGUCAGAGAAAAAGAAAAACUGAUGAACAAACAUGAAGAAGAGAAAAAGAAGAUGAAGAUGAAGAUGGAGGAAAAAAGACAGAAUCAUGAGAAAGAGAGAAAGAGAAGAGAAGAAGAAUUUAUUGAGAGAGAAGAACGAUACAAAAGAGACAUCAAAGAAAGAGAGGAACAAGAGAGAAAGAUACGAGAGGAGCUGAAGAGAGAACGAGAGGAAUCAGAGAAUCAGAAACAACAGGAAAGACAAAGAAGAGAAGAAGAGGAGGAUAAAUGGAGAAAGAAAGAGCAGGCAACAUGGGAUGAAUGUAAUCAGAGACUUAAAGAGGUAGAAGAGAGAAUGGAAAGUGAGAAAGAAGUUAUUCUGUCCAAAUACAAAGAAGAGAACGAGAGAAUGAAGAUGAUGGUGGAUGAAGAGAGACGGAAUCAUGAAAAAGAAAGAAAUAGAACAGAAGAAGUGGAUGAGAGAAGGAGAAAGAUAGAAAAGGAAACAUGGGAUGAAUAUUAUCAGAAACUUAAACGAGAGAGAGAAAGAAGAUACAGAGAGAAAAAAGAUCUUCAGAUCAAACAUGAAGAAGAUAGAAAAAGAAUGAAGAAGAUGAUGGAGAAAGAAAGACAAAAUCAUGACAAAGAGACAAAGAGAAGAGAAGAUGAGUAUAUAAAAGCUGAAGAACAAUAUAAAACAGAUAUUAAAUACAUAGAGGAACAAGAGAGAAAGAUACGAGAUGAGCUGAAGAGAGACCAAAAGGAAUGGGAGAAACAGAAACAACAGGAAAGACAAAGAAGAGAAGAAGAGGAGAAUGAAAUGCAUAAAUUUAAUGACCUUCAUACGGGAACUCCUGAGGUUCAGCACACAAACAAUGAAGAAGAUUCAUCAUCAGAUUCAGGAUGUUUGAGAAUCUUGCUGUUUGGGAGGACAGGAAGUGGAAAGUCUGCAACAGGAAACACUAUCCUCAGAACAAAAGAGUUUCACAGUGAAGCCAGUUCACGUUUGGUGACCACUGUUUGUCAGAAGAGAGUUGGUGAAGUUGAUGGUCGAUCAGUAGCUGUUAUUGAUACUCCAGGACUCUUUAACCCCUCACUGACAAAUGAACAAGUGCAGGAAGAAAUAAUGAAGUGUAUUUCACUGUCAGCACCUGGACCACAUGCGUUCAUCAUUGUGCUGAGCGUGGAAAAAAUCACUCCAGAAGAGAAAGACACUUUAGACAUGAUCAAGAUGAUCUUUAGCUCAAAAGCAGCAGAUUUCUGCAUUGUUCUCUUCACUAGAGGAGAUGAUCUGAGAGGACAAACAAUGGAGCAAUAUGUAGAGAAAAGUAAAGAUGCUGAACUCAAGACACUGAUCAGUGAUUGUGGAAACAGAUUCCUGGCUUUUAACAACACAGAGACACAAGAUCAGACACAAGUUACUCAGCUGUUAAAUAUGAUAGAAGAGAUGAAUCAUGGCCGAUACUUCAUUAAUGAGAUGUUUGAAAAGGGAGCGAUUGAACAGAAAAUGGAAAUGCUAGAAGAGAAUAAAAGAACAAAUCUGUUUCAAGUUGAAGAAUUAAAAGCCAAAUAUGACAUGGAAAUCAAAAGGAUGGGAGAGAGACUGGAAGAGAAGAAACAAAGGGCAAAGGGGGAGAAGAAGCAAAGGGCAGAAGAGGAAAGAGAGAGACUGAAUAACAAGGUCAGAGAACAAGAGGAAACACUCAGGAGAGAGUUUGAGGAGAAAGAAAAAUCAGAGCAGAAGAAACGAGAGACGGAGGAUCAGAAACAAUCAGAAGAAGAGAAACAGCAAAGAAAUGAAUAUGAUCAAACAAUAGAGGAGAUGAAGAGAGAGAUUGAAGAUCAGAGAAUACAGUAUGAAAAACAGCUUAAAGAAAGAGAAGAAGAAGAUAGAAAGAGAGAAGAAGAAUAUAAACAAGAUCAAGAAAAAAUUACAGAUGAACUUGACCCUAUUAUGCAAGGGAAUUUGGAUAGAUAUGGCCUGAGGGAAGAAGCUUUUCCUAUGUCUGACUGUUUUGGUGCUCAGUGCUCUGUAGUGCCAACCAGAUGGCAGCAGUUCGAAGAGGAAGUGUGCUGGGUGUAA
Messenger RNA from Sinocyclocheilus grahami, 5200 nucleotides. RefSeq names its product 227 kDa spindle- and centromere-associated protein-like. Gene Ontology annotation, molecular function: GTP binding. The coding region runs from base 77 to 5200 and encodes 1707 amino acids. The record is from RefSeq and is a predicted model, not a curated record. The transcript has 11 exons. NCBI's taxonomy places the organism in Eukaryota, Metazoa, Chordata, Actinopteri, Cypriniformes, Cyprinidae.